This is a messenger RNA of Hyla sarda, 1886 nucleotides long. It is a transcript of the gene AK1, whose product is annotated as adenylate kinase 1. NCBI's taxonomy places the organism in Eukaryota, Metazoa, Chordata, Amphibia, Anura, Hylidae. Gene Ontology annotation, biological process: nucleoside triphosphate biosynthetic process; ATP metabolic process. Gene Ontology annotation, cellular component: cytoplasm; cytosol. The record is from RefSeq and is a predicted model, not a curated record. Gene Ontology annotation, molecular function: AMP kinase activity; ATP binding; nucleoside diphosphate kinase activity. The coding region runs from base 192 to 1850 and encodes 552 amino acids. The transcript has 14 exons.
GGGUCUGAUGCUCCGGUGUAUGAGGGUCUGAUGCUCCGGUGUAUGAGGGUCUGAUGCCCCGUUGGGUGGGGGUGUGAGGGCUGGGUGUGCAGUUCGGCAGCUCGGGAGGAGGUGGCAGAGAAGGAGAAGCCCGGAGCCCGGAGCGGAGGAGGCGGCAGAGCACAGUGCGGAGAGGAGGCAGCGGCCGCACCAUGAGCUCCGCACAAGCCAAGGAUUACCUGCAGGAGCAGCACAUCCCCCGGCUAUUCGAGAGUUUGCUGACAGGCCUCAUGUACUACCGUCCAGAGGACCCCAUCAAUUACCUAGAACUGUGUCUGCAAAGGGUCCGGAAUUUAGGGGGACCCGAGAAGGUGCAGUGGGACACAUUUCUGGGUCAGAAUCUGCCUCCUAUUUAUGGAAAUCAGGGAAAGAAAUGUAAACAAAAGUCAGAGGGGACACAUACACAUCGCUAUGAGCGUCUGCCUCCCACCCAGUCCCAGUUUUCAAUUGACAGCGACUCAGAUAUGACAGAAUCUUCAGGGCUUAUUCAAGAAUAUGACGUCUUUGACCCCAAUAGACCUCGUCCCAAAGUCAUCUUUGUCAUUGGUGGUCCGGGCAGCGGUAAAGGGACUCAGAGCACAAAGAUGGCCUCCCAUUUUGGUUUUAUCUGUAUUUCCGUCGGAGAGAUAUUACGCAAACAGCUGAUCCAUCACGCCACCAGCGAUCGCAAGUGGGAAUUGAUUGCUCAGAUUAUCUCUAAAGGGGAACUCGCUCCACCGGAAACCACAAUUGAAGAGCUGAAACAGCAAUUUAUUAACCAUCAGGACGCCACCGGCUUUGUUGUAGAUGGGUUUCCCAGGGACAUCGGACAGGCGUUCACUUUCGAGGAGCAGAUUGGUACUCCAGACCUGGUGAUCUUCUUGGCGUGUUCAAGCCAGCGUCUACGGCAGCGAUUGGAAAGACGUUCAGCACAACAGGGGCGUCCGGAUGAUAAUGCCCAUGCCAUUGAUCGAAGAGUAGAGACAUUCAAACAAAAUCUUCCUCUGAUUGUCAAGUAUUACCAAGACAAAGGACUCAUAGCCAGAUUUGAUGCGGACAGAGAAGAGAACUGUAUCUUUGAGGACAUCUGCUGUGCGGUACAAGGUCUUCUCUUCCCUGAUGGUUUGGGAGUGAAAGAAUUCUGUCCACAGAACCUUUGUGCCGCGCUUUCUGAUGACCCUGCACAACCCAGGGAGAUGGAAGGUAAAGAGCAGAUAGAGGUCACCGAGAGCCCCGAUCCUACAAAAAUGGCAGAGAAAUUAAAGAACAGUAAGAUCAUCUUCGUGGUCGGAGGUCCAGGUUCCGGCAAGGGGACCCAGUGUGAGAGGAUCGUCCAAAAAUAUGGCUACACCCAUCUGUCCACUGGAGACCUACUGAGGGCUGAAGUGUCCUCAGGAACAGAGAGAGGGAAGACCCUGUCCGCCAUCAUGGAGAGGGGAGAGCUUGUGCCUUUGGACACAGUGCUGGACAUGUUGAGAGACGCCAUGAUCGCCAAGGCUGACGUCUCCAAAGGAUUCCUCAUAGACGGGUACCCACGCGAGGUCAAGCAGGGGGAAGAGUUUGAGAAGAAGAUCGCUGCCCCCUCACUGUUGCUGUACAUCGAUGCCGGCUCCGACACAAUGGUGAAACGGUUAUUGAAACGCGGCGAGACCAGCGGCCGGGCUGACGAUAAUGAAGAAACUAUCAAGAAGAGACUGGAGACUUACUACAAGGCCACAGAACCUGUCAUUGCACUGUAUGAAGGCAGAGGCAUUGUGAGAAAGAUCAACGCCGAAGGAUCAGUAGACGACGUCUUCAAACAAGUCAGCGAAUCCCUUGAUGCCCUUAAAUAAACAGUGAAGCUGAACAAAAAAAAAAAAACACAAAAA